Molecule: messenger RNA, 2847 nt
Organism: Dermochelys coriacea (leatherback sea turtle)
Lineage: Eukaryota; Metazoa; Chordata; Testudines; Dermochelyidae
Gene: AGPAT1
Product: 1-acylglycerol-3-phosphate O-acyltransferase 1
Exons: 7
Coding region: 422-1246 (274 amino acids)
Biological process (GO): phosphatidic acid biosynthetic process
Cellular component (GO): membrane; endoplasmic reticulum
Molecular function (GO): 1-acylglycerol-3-phosphate O-acyltransferase activity
Source: RefSeq, a predicted model, not a curated record
GUCUGUAUACUGACUGUGUGUUGCAUGCUCCGUGGGUGUGAUCUGUGCUGUGUGUUAGCUACAGGCGUGGGGCACGACUGUAUGCUGACCAUGUGUUGCACGCCCCAUGGGUGUGAUGCAUACCCUGUGUGUUAGGUACAGGCGUGGGGCAUGGCUGUAUGCUGACCGUGUGUUGCACGCCCCAUAGGUGUGAUGCAUACUCUGUGUGUUAGGUACAGGCGUGGGGCAUGGCUUUAUGCUGACCGUGUGUUGCACACCCCACGGGUGUGAUGCAUGCUCUGUGUGUUAGGUACAGGCGUGGGGCAUGGCUGUAUGCUGACCAUGUGUUGCACGCCCCGCAGAUGUGUUGUAUACAGCUGGAGGACGGGGGGGACGUACAGGCUCUCAGCUCCUGUUGACAGCGAGUGUUAAAGCCAGGGCCAUGGAGCUGUCGCUGGCCCAGUGGGCGCUCGCCCUGCUCCUGCUGGCCGUGCCCCUGCUCUACGAGUGCAGCGCCUCCUUCAGGUACUUCUGCAAGAUGGCCUUCUACAACGGCUGGAUCCUGACGCUGGCCGUGCUGGUCAUCCCGCUCUGUGCCCUGCGGGGCCGCAGCGUGGAGAACAUGAAGAUCAUCCGGUUCAUGCUGCACCACGUGAAGUACCUGUACGGCAUCCGCAUCGAGGUGCGCGGGCUGGAGCAUUUCAACCUGCCCGAGCCCUACGUCGUGGUGUCCAACCACCAGAGCUCCCUCGACCUGCUGGGGAUGAUGGAGGUGCUGCCCGACCGCUGCGUGCCCAUAGCCAAGAAGGAGCUGAUGUACAUGGGCACCGUGGGGCUGGCCUGCUGGCUCGGCGGCAUCAUCUUCAUCAACCGCAAGAAAACGGAUGACGCCAUCGGCGUCAUGUCGGAGACGGCGCAGACCAUGCUGCGUGACAACGUCCGGGUCUGGGUGUUCCCCGAAGGAACCAGGAACCACAAUGGCUCCAUGCUGCCCUUCAAACGCGGGGCGUUUCACCUGGCUGUGCAGGCCCAGGUGCCCGUGAUCCCCAUCGUGAUGUCCUCGUACCGCGAUUUCUACAGCAAGAAGGAGAGAAGAUUCACAACGGGGCGCUGUCUGAUCCAGGUGCUGGCGCCGAUGCCCACGCGGGGGCUGGGCCCGGAGGCGGUGCCGGCGCUGACGGAGAGCGUGCGCCAGACCAUGCUCGAGGCCUUCGACCGCCUGUCGGGGGAGCUGAGCCCCGGCCAGGACCCCCGCACCCCGCAGUGACCCCCCGACCAGCCACUUGGGGCGGAGCCUAUGCUGAGUGGGCGGAGCCAGCACCGGCCACGCCCACUAGGCAGGGCAGCCAUGGACCAGACCGACUAACCCAGCAUUCUGACACCCCCCUCCCAGCUUAGCCACUUGGUACCUCCCGCUCCCCCACCAUCACCUACCCCUGCCCUGUCAACAUGGACUGAUCCACUCCAGCCUGAACCAUGGACUGAUCCAUUCCAGUUUCUUAAGUGAGGGAGGAGGAUUAAACAAUGGACCGAUCCACUCCAGCCUCCUGCUGGGAGGAGGAACAGAAACUGUGGACCAACCCAUUCUUCCCUCCCACAGGGGGGAGCCGGGGAAAAAAAAAAGGACCUCGUGGACUGUUCCACUCCAACCUCCCCCAGGAAGAAAGUAAGCUGCGGACCAUUCCACUUCAACCUUUCAGGGGAGGAGAGAAAGAAAGGCAGGGACUGUUCCACUCCAGCCUCCUGGUAGGGGGAGGGAAGGAAGUCAGACUCUUCCACUCCAACCUGCUGUUGGGGAGGAAGCCGCGGAUCAGGCCACGGAAGCCACGGAAGCCACGGACUCUACCAGUCCACCCUCCUGCUGCAGGGGAGGAAGCCGUGGAAGAGAUGUUCGUUCUUCCCCCACAUGCCCUCUGCCCUCCAGCUGGGGGCGCACCGUGGAAAGGAGACAGUGCGAGGGACACGAUGGACGGUGCCAUGUGGAAGGGGGGAGUGGACACAGGAGAGACAAACCCCCCCUCCCAGAUUCACUCAUCAGUGGAAGAAUCUUGUCUGGGGAGGGACGGAUGUUUAUUCCCGCCCCCCAAAUCUGGAUGGAUCCUGCCCAGGAAGGGGGCGUCACGUCCCCCGUCGAUGCCCCCAGAGGUGGAGAUACCACAGGAUGGAUGGGGGUGGGAAGGUGGCAUAACCACCCCAGGGGAAAUGGGGAGGGAUGGCCCUGGAGUCCCCCCAGCUGGGGGGAGGGAUUUUCUCCAUGGAUGGGGGGAUCAGAGGAAGGAAGGGGGGUGGAGGGCAGGGGAUCAGGAUCUGCGGCCUGGCUGGGGUGAUGGAGGGCUGAUGGGGGAGGGAAGAAGGGAUAGUGGGGGGCUGGCUGGGGGGCUGGUGGGGGAAGGGAAGGAGGGGUAAUGGGAGGCUGGCUGAGGUGAUGGGGGGCUGGUGGGGGACAGAAGGAGGGGUGAUGGGGGGCUGCAGUGAUGGGGACUGGUGGGAGGGAGUGGGGGUGAUGGGCUGGUGGGGGGCAGAGAAGGGGUAAUGGGGGGCUGGCCAGGAACCCUGGCUUAUGAUGGGGGGGUUUUCAGUUGUGCAGGGGCUCCAUGGUUCAAAUUUUGGGGGGGGGUGUUGGCUUCUGAUUGGCCCCCAGGAACAGGGGGGCCAUGGUAUGUAUUUAUUAACUGUUUCUUUGUCUGUAAUUUGGGGGGGCAAGAUCCUGCCAAUUAUUCCCCCCACCCGGCUGCUCCUUGGGGGACCUGGCGUGAGGUGGGCACCGAGCCCCUAGGGAUCUCCCCAGGAUGCCCUCCCUCAUUAUUGGGGGGGGUCGGGUCCCUGCGCCCGUGACCGUUCUGCUUUUAAUAAACACCAUAGAACGUG